AUGAAGCCACAUCAAUAACUUAAUACAGAUGAAGAUGAAAUGCUUCCUGAUGAGCCUUGGAAAGAUUACAUUGAUCAAUUCAAAGACUUCAAGUAGAAGGCAGGCCAUAAAACCGAAUAAGAUGACUAGCUAUUGAUAAAACUUGAAUAAAACAUCAAUCAGAUUGGUAAGGGUCCUAAGCCUAAUCCUGAUAAAGCCUAAUUCAUCCACAAAACGAAAUGUCUUUUGUUGAGAGUUAAGAAGGAUUUACAUUUAUUUUUUGCAGAGGAGCAUGAAUUGAAUCUCCAAUGCAUCACAAUUAUGUUAAUUCAAAUAUUAGAGGAUUAUCCAUAUAUCUUUAAUGAAUUACAACAAUAGAUACUGGAGAUGCUUACUUGUCUGACACUAAAGGAUUAUACUUUGAUCCUAUUGAUCAAUUCGAUAAGUCUAAAGGAGUAUAUUAAGAAAUUAACAAAGGAAAUAUUCUUGGAUUCAACACAAUACAACCCAACAAGUGAAAUUCUUUUUCUAUUAAUUGUGAUGAUGAUUGCCCAUUUUGAUUUUAUCAAGAAUCCAGAAUUAGAGAUGGUGUAAUUGGUAGUGAAAUGUUUUCAGCAUUAUCAGGAUCAAAGAGAUAAAACAUUGAAGGAACGGGAAGCCUAUGACUAGAGAAAAAAGUUCGAAAAAAAGAUAGUUAGAAAGCAAGGACUGGAUAAAGAGCCAUAAGAACUUCCUCCUGAAUUGAAAUACAUGUAGGUUCCACCAGAAACUUGUAAAAUAUUGAAAUUAGGUUUAUCACUCAUUCCGAAUAACAUUUGUUAAAUGCCUUCAUCUUAUAAAUAUUAAUAGUCUGAGGAGAUCAUGAAAGAAACAUCUCUUAAUGUCUUUUUUUGUACAUUAAGUUUCAAGAUUAAAUAAACACUAGUGUAAACGAUAAAAGAAAAUAAAAGAGAUUUUGAUGUAGUCUAGAUGUUAGUGGACAUCGCUGGAAUGCCAGAAUGCUUUACACAAUAAAGAGAGGCUUUGAGAACUGUUAAUAUGUUCUUAGAAGGAUUUGAUGACACUUUGUUAUGGAUUAAGUUUGAUUCCACCAAUCUAUUCGACAAUAGCAACUUAAAUAAUAUAUUGAUCUUCGGAGACCCCACUAAAUUGACUAUAGAUCAAGGAUUAUUUUAUGAUGGUUGUGGGUGUUAUUUUGAUAAGGAUUAAGUGCUUCAAUUGGAAGAUCCUUUGAAAAUCAAUAAAAAACAGAUCUCAGUGGUCUUUUGGAUGGUCAUGUUUAAUCCUGAAACUAGUAAGACGAGAGGUGCUUCAAAUAAUUACUAAAUACGUACAUUGCUGGGUUCUAGUGAUGGAUUUACUUCCUUGAUUAUUUCAGAUGCCUACUCCUAAUUAUUGGGGAUCACCAAUGUUGGUCCAGAUGGAUAUGGAUACAAGUUUUUUGAACCUAAGAAUUCUGAAAAGAACCUUUCUGGAUGGAAUCAUGUUGUGAUCAUCUUAGAUAAUGAAUAACAAUCAGCAUUUCUAUAUUUGAAUGGCAAUUAUGAAAGUCAAAUAAAUAAAGUGACUACUUAAUUUGAUAUUUAAUUUAUUGGUAAUAGUGCAUCAUUGGAUUAACCGAUUGGUUAUAUCUGCGAUUUGCGUAUCUAUCCUAGAAUUUUAAAUGAAACAGAAAUUAAAACAUUGUCAUACUACGAUAAAAAAUAGGUUAUGCUUAAUAGUAAGUCAGACAUUGUAGAUUAAAUUCUGAGUAAUAAAGUUAUUGUAGAUCUUAAAAGAUUAUUAGGCUAUUUCACAGGUAAGAACUCUGAAGCGUUGAUCUAGGCUCUUUAAAUUCUAUCUAAGUUAUGUUAAGCCACCACUAUCUUUCGACUGGAGUGUGCCAAGUAUGGAAUCUUUGAUUUGGCUAUGCAACUCUUACCUUCCCCUAAUUAACAAAUAUCAUAUUAUGCUGGAUAAUUAAUUAAUAAUAUGAAAUGA
Paramecium tetraurelia is the source of this 1959-nucleotide messenger RNA. RefSeq lists its product as uncharacterized. The record is from RefSeq and is a predicted model, not a curated record. NCBI's taxonomy places the organism in Eukaryota, Ciliophora, Oligohymenophorea, Peniculida, Parameciidae. The transcript has a single exon.